Drosophila hydei is the source of this 958-nucleotide messenger RNA. RefSeq lists its product as uncharacterized. The coding region runs from base 84 to 830 and encodes 248 amino acids. The transcript is spliced from 3 exons. Gene Ontology annotation, molecular function: N-acetyltransferase activity. Lineage: Eukaryota; Metazoa; Arthropoda; Insecta; Diptera; Drosophilidae. The record is from RefSeq and is a predicted model, not a curated record.
CGGUCGCACUGCUUGCUUGUGUUUUUAUUUUGUUUUCGUUUUAGAUUAACAUUUGAAAAUUUUAAAAAUUAAAGUGGUAACUAAUGCAACCAUUUAUUGUUAUACGGAGCUAUAGGGAAGAUGACGAACUCAAGUGCCAGGAGCUGGUGCGGGAUUACAUCAUGUCAUUUUCUUCAAAGUCUUUUUUUACCCUCUGUUUUCGUGAGAUUACACUGCAAUUUAUAGUCAUCACAUGGGCCAUAUUCUUCAUAUUUCUGGGCGUGCCGCUGCUUUUCUGCGUGCUGACCAUACCCGGCUGUGUGUUUUUUCUCUUCACCAGCACCUACUUCUCUUUUUAUGCCAAGGCAGUGGAGCUUAUGAGGGUAAAGCCCUCACAAUCUCUGGUGGCCGAGUGUUAUGAGCCAUUCAUAUUCCGCUGUGCACCAAACGAGGCCAGCUACCAGAUUUUUAUGGAUAAGCCGCCAUACGAUGAAAGCUUUUUGAACAAGUUUCGUCGCCGCAUAGUGGCCACCAUAAGUGUUAAGAAUCAUCAUGCCGUCUACAAUGCAGCCUGGAUAUAUCGUUUUGCAAUUGCCAAGCACUAUCCGCAUCAAAAGAUCAUGGAUCCCAUGAUAAAUCUAGUCUCGAAAAACUGCAUCAACGGCGGCUACGCCUCGCUGGAAUGCACCAUAUCCGAGUGGCAAGAAAGCGAACGUGACUUCUACGACGAUCUAGGCUUUGUGACACGACAAAUCUACCACAAGCAAAUCAUUGGCAGCACACUGACAGUGAUGAAGACCCAGUUGACAUAUAAUUUAAAGACAGACGACGCGCUGCAAAAGCAAAACUAGUGGAACUCUAAAGAACAAAUCUCCAUAUAGAGAAUCUCUCGGGAAAACAAAACUGUGACACUUAGCACAAUUAUUUAUGUAUUGUAUAAACAUUCCACUCACGAGAAUCUAUUUAUUUUGUAUAAAAA